Yamadazyma tenuis ATCC 10573 is the source of this 1435-nucleotide messenger RNA. RefSeq lists its product as uncharacterized. The record is from RefSeq and is a predicted model, not a curated record. Lineage: Eukaryota; Fungi; Ascomycota; Pichiomycetes; Serinales; Debaryomycetaceae. Gene Ontology annotation, molecular function: iron ion binding; 2 iron, 2 sulfur cluster binding.
UAGUUGUCACUUCUUCAACAGAAACACAUCCCAAAUAUGGCCUCUACCAAAGUCGAUAUUGCCAGACAGGUGCCCAGUGCACCACCAGCAGAUGAACCCGCUGCAAGAUUAUUGCCCGGUGAACACACCCUUCCCGCCAGUUGGUGGACUAGUGAAAAGGUGUUUGAGCUUGAGAAAAGAUCUAUUUUCAACAAAAGUUGGCUUUUCUGUAUCCAUUCAUCGCGGUUCAACAAGGCUGGUGAUUACUUCAGAUUCACAUUCGCAGGAAUCAACUUUUUUGUUAUCAAGUCCAAAGUUGACAACCAGAUCAAGGCCUUCCAUAACGUUUGUCGUCACAGAGCUUAUCCCGUGGUACGUAAGGAUAAAGGAUCUUCAACCGUGCUUGGCUGCAAAUACCACGGCUGGUCCUAUAACUCGGACGGAAAAUUGCUUAAAGCUCCUCACUUCAACGAUGUAGAAGGGUUUGUCAAGGAAGAAAACUCAUUGUUUCCCGUCAACACCCACGUGACCGAGCAAGGGUUGGUAUUUGUUAACUUCAACAACGACCCCGAGUCGGUGAUUCCGUUUGACAAGUGGUUUGAAGGUUUGAACAGCGAGCUCAAUGAAUUUGAUUUCUCCGACUAUGAAUACCACAUGUCUUACGAAUUGGACGGGCAGUUCAAUUGGAAAACUUUGAUGGACGGGUACCAGGAGUGCUACCACUGUCCCACCGCCCAUCCUGGAUUAAGCUCAGCCUUUAAAAUGGAAACUUACAAGGUUGUUCCAAAAAACAGGUACUGCCGUCACUAUGCACAAAUCGUGCGUGAGGAACAACCCGAAUCCGAACCUGAACCCGAACCCGAACAAAGUAGUUGGUUUGGUAUGAGGAAACAGGCUCAACCGCAACCAAGUCCUCAGAAAAAACCAAAGAAGGCCAACCCAGGGGGUGAGUUCAAUGGUUUGUGGGUAUAUUUAUUCCCCACCAACGGGAUCAACUGCUAUUCUCCCGCUUGGUAUUCGAUUAGAGUAUUGCCAGUGUCUCCUACCCACACGAUUUUGCAGUACGAUAUCUUUACUAAAAAGGGCUUGGAUGAAGAUACCAAGAAGGAGUUUGUGGACUUUUUGCAGUUGGUGGAAUUGGAAGAUUUUAAUUUGUGUCAGUUAACACAAAAAAACUUGAACGAAGGGGUGUACUCUUCAGGCUACUUGCACCCACUCAAAGAAAGAGGCGUAUUGUUUUAUCAGAAUUUGGUGAGAGAUAUGGUGAAAGAGCAUUUCGCUCUUGAGCAAGCAGCAGGAAAGCCCAUUAAUCCAGCCAUUAUUAGCAAUAAAAAGGCCAAUAAAGAUGUGCAGGAGUUGGAGGAAAUCUGUAACCAGUUGGAAUGUGGCAGUUCUUCCGGGAGUUCAGAACUCCAGUGGUAAAUACGUAAUAGCUUGACAAUAGUGAUGUUUUGUA